Molecule: messenger RNA, 501 nt
Organism: Protopolystoma xenopodis
Lineage: Eukaryota; Metazoa; Platyhelminthes; Monogenea; Polystomatidea; Polystomatidae
Source: the annotation of a GenBank genome assembly
AUGAAUAGGCUUCUUAUCUAUCUCCGACUAUUCACAUUCUUGCGGCUAUCACUCUCAUCUCGGGUCCCGAAGUACCACUCGUCUAAGGAGUUGGAUCAUUUCACACUAACAUACGGAAUACUCACAGGUCUUGUCCUCUCAGACCCUUCAACAAUCGGUCUCCGUCUUCAGGGUUCACUCUUCAUGUCUAUCAACUGUAUCCAGGCCUCGAUUCGCCUAGCUAUCCGUCCAUUGGUCUAUAUUCGUGCAACUGGCUUACCGCGACCUGAAAGCCCGUACACACCUCCACUUUGUUUCACCGAGGCACUCCUAUCAUCUUGCCUCCAGCCCCACUAUCCUACGGCCCCGGCCAAUGCCUGUUGCACUAAGGUCGGAAAGAUCCUCCAUCACCAUGUGUCGCUACCGCUGAACUCUGUCCACGGAACUUGCAUUAUUGAUGCGUUCUGUUGCCUCGGUGCCGGCGAAGACAGACAGACCGAACAGCCCUGGAGAGGGUUUUAG